AUGGUCAUUAAGGGCAUAAUGUUGGGCCAUAAAGUUUCCAAGGCAGGUCUAAAGGUGGAUCAGGCAAAAAUUGAUGCAAUUGCCAAACUACCAGCACCGGUGAAUGUUAAGAUGUUAAAAAGCUUUUUAGGCCACACAGGAUUCUACAAGAGAUUCAUCAAAUGUUUCUCCCAAAUUUUUCGACCUUUAAGCAUUCUCCUUGAAGUGGAUAGUCCUUAUGAUUUUGACAAUGCUUGCAUUCGUGUGUUCAACAUGCUAAGGGAUGCGCUAAUCUCUAUGCCCAUCCUGGUGGCACUGGAUUGGACGCAACCAUUUGAACUCAUGUGCGAUACAAUCAACUACACAGUAGGAGCAGUGCUGGGUUAG
This is a messenger RNA of Benincasa hispida (wax gourd), 366 nucleotides long. Lineage: Eukaryota; Viridiplantae; Streptophyta; Magnoliopsida; Cucurbitales; Cucurbitaceae. The record is from RefSeq and is a predicted model, not a curated record.